This is a messenger RNA of Ricinus communis (castor bean), 1524 nucleotides long. RefSeq lists its product as uncharacterized. The record is from RefSeq and is a predicted model, not a curated record. The coding region runs from base 1 to 1524 and encodes 507 amino acids. Lineage: Eukaryota; Viridiplantae; Streptophyta; Magnoliopsida; Malpighiales; Euphorbiaceae. The transcript is spliced from 3 exons.
AUGGAGGUUGCUUUGAUUAGGGCCAACAUAGAAGAGGAUAGGGAGGCUACUAUGGCUCGAUUUUUGUAUAGUCUUAAUAAAGAUAUUACUAAUCUUGUUGAAUUGCAGCAUUAUGUAGAGAUGGAGGACAUGCUACACAUGGCAAUCAAGAUAGAGCGACAAUUGAAGCAAAAGAGCAAGAACUCCUCUUCAACAAAUUCUAAUUGGAAAUCCAAUUGGAAAGGUACAAAUUCUACCCAAAACAAAGGAGAGGAAAUGUCUAAAGAUAAUAAAGCCGAAAUAAAAGGGGAUCAAAGCAAUAAAAGCCGAACUCAAGAAAGCAAGCCCAAAAAUAUCCAAUGCUUCAAAUGCCUGGGCUAUGGAUAUAUCUCUUCUCAAUGUCCGAACAAAUGCACUUUAGCAUUAAAAGGAGGUGAAUUGGUGUAUGCUAGUGAAGAAGAAAGUGGAGCUGAAAGUGAUGAAGAUUCAAUGCUCGAAUUGGAAGAUUGCUAUUCCGAUGAUGGAGCUAAGCAAGAGGGGCAUUCAGGUGAGCUAUAUGGAGUCACCAUUAGAUCCUUGAACAUGCAACAAGAGGCUGAUGAUGAAAGCCAAAGAGAGAACAUCUUCCAUACACGCUGUUUGGUUACAAAGCAAGUUAGGGUGGCAUUUGGUGUGCAAAAGUUCCAAGAUGAAGUAUUGUGUGAUGUGAUCCCAAUGCAAGCUUGUCAUCUACUUUUGGGAAGACCAUGGCUGUUUGAUAGAGAUGUCAUCUACAAGGGGCGUUCAAAUUGCUAUUAUCUUACACUUCACAAUAAACUUUAUACUCUUACACCUUUAAUGUCACAAAAACAAAUACUUGUGCUUGUCUACAAAGAAAGUUUACUAACCACUAACGAUCUUAAUGUUUCUUUGCCUUCAAGUUUCAAGUCUCUUUUGCGGGAGUUUGAGGACGUGUUUCCCGACAAAAUUCCAAGUGGGUUACCACCCAUUCGUGGAAUUGAGCACCAAAUUGACUUUGUACUCUGUUCUACCAUACCCAAUAGGCUGGCAUAUAGAGCAAAUCCCGAAGAAACCAAAGAACUACAACGCCAAGUGGAAGAACUUCUUAAUAAAGGUUAUGUUAGGGAAAGUUUAAGUCCAUGUGCUGUUCCUGUUAUACUUGUCCCUAAGAAAGAUGGUUCUUGGCGCAGGCUUGUGGUUGUCUAUUUUGAUGAUAUACUUAUUUAUAGCAGGUCUUAUGAUGAACAUGUAAAGCACGUGCAGUUCUUGAAACUUUAUGAAAAGAAGUUCUAUUUGCUAACCUCAAGAAGAGCGAUUUUUGCACAAACAAACUUAUUUAUUCUUGGUUUUGUUGUUACUGCAAAAGGAAUUGAGGUUGAUGAAGAAAAGGUGAAGGCAAUCAAAGAGUGGCCGAUUCCCACAAAUGCAAGUGAAGUUCAAAGUUUUCAUAGACUAGCAAGCUUCUAUAGGCGUUUUGUGAAAGAUUUCAGUACCAUUGCCGCACCAUUGAAUGAAUUAGUGAAGAAAGAUGUGAAGUUUAAUUAG